UUCUACUAAGAGGCAUCUGUGCUGUGGCUGAGUGAACAACCCCAGUACCUCCGUCCCGCUGUCUGGACCUUGUCAACGACGACAACCCCAGUACCUCCGUCCCGCUGUCUGGACCUCGUCAACGACGACAACCCCAGUACCUCCGUCCCGCUGUCUGGACCUUGUCAACGAACGACAACACCGUUAUUAUUAUUGGGAUAUCAAUAAUCGUUUACAUCGGGAACAGCCUUUGCAGCAACUAUGUGGAUUUACAACAUUAUUUUUCCUCUCUUAAUCGUCCGUUUUUCAGAGUGCAGGAGGAAUGCAUUACAGGACUACCAGAGGAGUGAUGGCGUGAGAUUGGUCCAACUGCCUGACUCUGCCCUCCACACCAAAAGCAGGAAGUUGAGCAUUGUGAAGUGUGCCCGUGAUUGCAGCCGCAACAAGAUACUGCUCUUCACUUGCAGAGCGUUCUUGUAUGAUCAGAAAAACAGGAAAUGCCAGUGGCUGUCGUUUGACAGGAACUCACCAGGAGUCCAAAGCCAACACGACUUCAACUACCAACUCUACCAGAAGAAAGCCUAUGUGCAGGAGUGCAUAGUGGGGACAGGAGUGAACUACAGAGGGAGAAGGUCUGUAACGGCCAGUGGAAUCAGGUGCCAAGCCUGGGCCUCUCCUUUCCCUCAUGAACACAAUUUCCUACCGAGGAGGAACAGGAAGAAGGAGCUGACAAACAACUACUGUCGUAACCCUGACAACGCUAUUUCAGGACCAUGGUGCUUCACUACAGACCCCAACAUCAGACACCAGGACUGUGGAGUACCUGAGUGCUUACAAGUGGAGUGUUUGAGCUGUAAUGGGGAAAGUUACAGAGGUCCCAUGGAUCACACCGAGACGGGACGGGAGUGUCAACGCUGGGACCUAGAGGAACCACACAAACACCUCUUCCACCCCAAGAGGUAUCCUGAUAAAGGCCUAGAUGACAACUAUUGUAGGAACCCAGAUGGACGUCAACGACCGUGGUGUUUCACCCUGGAUGCACACACGUCCUGGGAGUACUGCAACAUCACAGCCUGCCCCUCAGACAGUGUGGGAGAGGUAGAUGUGACUACUAGGUGUUUCUGGGGUCGAGGUGAGGGCUACAGAGGGACAGUAGCAGAAACACCCAGUGGGGUGACCUGUCAACGCUGGGACUCACAGUACCCCCACAACCAUACAUACAUACCCCAGGACUAUCGCUGCAAAGACCUGAGGGAGAACUACUGCAGGAACCCUGACGGCCUUGACCUCCCAUGGUGCUUCACUUCAGACCCUGACGUUCGCAAGGCAUUCUGCACCAACAUCCCCCGCUGUGGCACACAGAAUACUGAACCCCAUGACUGCUACGAGGGCAAUGGAGAGAGCUACAGAGGAGAGGUGUCAAGGACCAGGUCAGGUCUUCCCUGUUCCCUCUGGAGAGACCACAGUUGGGACAGAGAUGCAGCGGUGCUGACUGUGGGACAGGAGGGGGGUUUCUGUAGGAACCCAGACAGAGACACACAUGGCCCCUGGUGUUACACUAACAGCACUGCUAUACCCUGGGACUACUGCAGUGUCAAACCAUGUGAACCAUCAGAGAACAUCAUUCCACAGAGAGUGGAGGUGUCCAAGGUGUCAUGUUUCAUCCAUAAGACGACCAGGAUAGUAGGAGGAGCUCCAGUCGCCAUCACAGACGGAAGUUGGAUGGUCAGCAUACAGAAACGGUCCAGUCACUGGUGUGGAGGUUCUCUCAUACGAGAGGAGUGGGUCCUCACUGACAGACAAUGCUUCUCCUCAUGUGUUCCAGACCUGAGUGAGUAUCGUGUGUGGUUGGGUGUAUCAGACCUUCGUGGCUUGGCUCCGAACAGCUCCUUCAGACAGGAAGUCUCCAUCUCCCAUGUGAUCUGUGGUCCUGAGGGCUCCAACCUGGCCCUCAUACGGCUGGCCCAGCCUGCCCUCCCUGCAGACAGUGUCCACACCAUUCAGCUGCCGGUGGCUGGGUGCUCCAUUGCUGAUGGCUCGAUGUGUAGCAUGCAUGGAUGGGGCGAGACCAAAGGUACGGGUCAUGAAGGUGUACUGAAGGUGGUCCAUCUGCCCAUGGUCAGUAAUGAGAGGUGUAGUGAACAACACAGAGGGAACCUCCACAUCACAGACACCAAGAUUUGCGCUGGGGGGAGGAAGGACGAGGGGGUCUGUGAGAGGGACUAUGGCGGCCCCUUGGUGUGCCAGGAAGGAGAGAGCAGGGUCAUAGUGGGGGUCAGUGUCCAUGGCAGAGGCUGUGCCCGUGCCAAUCGGCCUGGCAUCUUCAUCAACGUCCCCUUCUACACCCAGUGGAUCCACAAGGUGUUCCGACACUACCCCGAACCUCAGAUCAACUAGGCACUACCCUCAGAUCAACUAGGCACGACCCUCAGAUCAACUAGGCACGACCCUCAGAUCAACUUGGCACUACCCUCAGAUCAACUUGGCACCACCCUCAGAUCAUCUAAAUAUCAAAUAGAGAUAAACCUUUAUCCCAUCAUCAAUUAGAGACUCAGUCGACCCCCCUUGAUAUAGAUACACAUUGUUGUCACUACUCUUACCUGUGGCUCAGUCAUGUAAGGAUCAACUGAGUCCCUGUGCAUUUGAAAGGGCCAUCCAGCCAUACAGAAAAAUAUCAAACGCUACUCAAAACGUGAUUCUGGAGUUCAGACUCAUGGGCUUCUAUAUGUCUUUGGAGUGGACCUGUGAAGUGGAAUGUAAUUGUGUUGAUCAGACUGCUGGAUCGAUCCUUUAGAUCAUGUAAAUAUGUAGUGUUACAAACAUGCUACUAAGGACAACGGAGGUGUGGAUAUGUGGUUGGCCAACCACCAUGUCCUGAAGCUGGUAAGGUUUGGAUGUUCAGGACUCGUAUUGUACACAAUCAGUAAGAAUCUGUAGACAAUGUGGUAAUAGGGGAGAGUGGGGUAAAUUGAGACACCCCUUGUUUCUAGGAAACCAUAUACAAAAUUAAUAAUGUGACCACAUUUUUAGGAAGAGGUCAUCAUUUCAUGGAGUCAGAAGGAAGAAACCACCACCACAAAGUAAAUUGAAUGUAUUGUGUUACAGGUUUCAUGAUGCUUGUAUCUAAACCAAAGUAGAUGUACAUCAGUUGGGGUCUUUAUAAGCUACAAUAUGAGGUCCUAAACCUAGCAUGAAAGUGCAUCCUUGUAGCUGUGUGGACUAAUAUAAUCAAAAUGUUUGCCUUGGGGUAAGUUGAGCCAAUGGCCACCAUACCCCAUACAAAUGAUGAUUACAUUUGGUCAGUUUUAUGCAUAAUAUGCAUAGUAUUUUUGCAAUGUGUCAUACAUAUAAACUCAUGAUAGUGCAUUUGUAUUAUUACAGAGCAGACAUCUUGUAUACAAACGUAAAACAAGCAGGGGUCUACCCGCCUUGAGUUUCUUCAGAGAGCAGCCAAGGAAGUGAGAAAAGGGAAGGAGUCAAUUUGAGCAGCAGAAAAGGAUGGAAAAAAUUGUCCUUAUGACACUGAAGAGGUACAUUGACUUUCAGCAAGGCUAUGACAGAGUAGCAGAGGCACACAAGGUCUCAUCUGAUGACAUGGAGUCUCAGCCUGCUGAUCAUAUCAAGAAUCUGGCCUUAAAUGCAGAGAACUGGCACAACUGGCACAUACGAAUUGGCACAUUGAAGUAACAUCUCUAUCCCAGGCAACUGGUCAAGAAAUGGAAGGGUCAGUGAUAUUGAACAGAGAGAUCUAUAUCUGAAUGUAGGCAUACAUUUAAGAUACGCACUAUACCACACCCCCAUUCCAUGAAUUAAACUUUGACCUACCAGCACCAUCACCCACUAUCACAGGUCACCAUCACCCACCUACCUCAAGGCGGCUCAACUGACCUUGUUCCUAUGCUCAACUUACCACAUACCCGGGGUAAGAUGUGCCAAAAUACCACCUUUUUUGGACAAGCUAUGUUUUCAAAACUGUUAUGUUUCCAUGAAUUCUGAUUAUUUCCAGGGAUACACAACAUCCUGAAAUACACUACAAAAGUGUGCUCAUCAAACAUCUCAUUCGAAAAUCAUGGGCAUUAAUAUGGAGUUGUUCCCCCCUUUGCUGCUAUAAAAGCCUACACUCUUCUGCGAAGGCCUCCCACUAGAUGUUGGAACGUUGCUGCUGGGACCUGCUUUCAUUCAGCCAAUAGAGCAUUAGUGAGGUCGGGUAGUGAUGUUGGGCGAUUAGGCCUGGCUCGCAGUCGGCUUUCCAAUUCAUCCCGAAGGUGUUCGAUGGGGUUGAGGUCAGGGGACUGUGCAGGCGAGUCAAGUUCUUCCAUACCGAUCUCGUCAAACCAUUUCUGUAUGGACCUCACUUUGUGCAUGGGGGCACUGUCAUGCUAAAACAGGAAAGGGCCUUCCCCAAACUGUUGCCACAAGUUUGGAGGCACAGAACCUGUAGCGUUAAUAUUUCCCUUUACUGUAACCAAGGGGCCUAGCGCUAAUCAUAAAAAACAGCCUAAGACCUUUAUUUCUUCUCCACCAAUCUUUACAGUUGGCACUAUGGAUUCAAGCUGGUAUUGUUCUUCUGGCAUCUGCCAAACACAGAUUUGUCCAUCGGACUGCCAGAUGGUGAAGCGUGAUUCAUCACUGCAGAGGACACAUUUCCACUGCUCCAGAGUCCAUUGGCGGCGAGUUUUACACCACUCCAGCUGGUGCUUGGCAUUGCGCAUGGUGAUCUUAGGCUUGUGUGUGCCUGCUCGGCCAUGGAAACCCAUUUCAUGAAGCUCCUGACGAACAGUUAUUGUGCUGACGUUGCUUCCAGAGGCAGUUUGGAACUCUGUAGUGAGUGUUGCAACCAAGGACAGAUGAUUUUUAAGUGUUAUGCGCUUCAUCACUCGGCGGUCCCGUUCUUUGAGCUUGUGUGGCUUACCACUCUGCGGCUGAGCUAUUAUUGCUCCUAGAAUUUUUUACUUCACAAUAACAGCACAUACAGUUGACCAGGGCAGCUCUAGCAGAGCAGAAAUUGGAUGAACUGACUUGUUGGAAAGGUGGCAUCCUACUGUAUGACGGUGCCACAUUGAAAGUUACUGAGCUCUUCAGUAAGGCCAUUCUACUGCCAAUGUUUGUUUAUGGAGAUUGCAUGGUUAUGUGAUUGAUUUUAUACACCUGUCAGCAUUUGAAGGGGUGUCCACAUACUUUUGUGUAUAAAUAGUGUAUAUGGUAGAAACAAUACUAUUUUUCCCUUGACAUAGUGAUGCUGAAUGUAAACGUUUUUGGCUCAACCUACCCCAAUCUCCCCUACACUUGAUUCCUGAAGUUACUUGAAUGUACUGAAAAUCAAAAGGCAGUAGCUCUCCACUUCUGUAGUGUUCUUCUGUAGGGCACUGUCAAGGUCACUAAAGCACAGCUCUGUACUUCUUAUGGCCUUAUGAGGGCAUUAUAUACUGUACUAUGCCAAUAAGUGUCACAGUGUAAAUAGUUUGCUGAGUGUGACUCUAACACUCGGAAUGUGAUAUUGGUCUUAUAGACCUGUGAGAGGAUGGUGAAGUUGGCCUUUUAGGAAUAUGGAAAGAUCAAUAUGAAGCCAUUGAAUGUAAAUAUGUUUUAUUUCUGUAUAUGUACAGUAUUUUAAAGGUAAAAGGGAAUGGAUUGCAACUCCAAGCCUUGCCAGUAUCCUCUUACCCUCUCCCCUCCUUUCUUUCUAUUUCCACUUCUCUCUUCAUCUCUCCUCCCCGCCUCUCUUACUGCAGUAAUGUAUUCUGUUUGAUAAACACACAUAACUCAAUACCACAGGCCAGUAUGACUGAUUCCGUGUGUGUGUGUGUGUGUGUGUGUGUGUGUGUGUGUGUGUGUGUGUGUGUGUGUGUGUGUGAAUUGUAUUGGAGUGAGUUAUAUUCCCUCCCCUCCCACAGCCUCUGGCAGACAUCCAGUAACUCUCUACUCUGGAAAUUAACUUUCACAGAAUCUGUUACUGCAAACUGUUACCGAAAUGGAGGUGUACUGUAUUUUUUUUGUUAUCAUUGUGGAAGUAUUAGCCUCUAUAUCUAUCACACGUUGGUCUGACUAUUUCACCUGGGAAUGUAAGGAGUCAAACAAGUAGGCCCACUUUAUAGCUUUUCUUAUAUUUCAUGCAUUUGUAUUUGAACAUUUAGUGAAGUUGUAUUCUGUGUGUGUGUGUGUGUGAUGCUGCUAUACAAUGUUACAUUAUCUGUACCUGUAUACUCUAGGCUACUGUACAUGUAUUGUUUUUAAUUUGAAUACUCAAUUUCAAUACAGUACUAUCACAUACAUGUAA
Molecule: messenger RNA, 6256 nt
Organism: Salvelinus fontinalis (brook trout)
Lineage: Eukaryota; Metazoa; Chordata; Actinopteri; Salmoniformes; Salmonidae
Product: hepatocyte growth factor-like
Exons: 18
Coding region: 241-2376 (711 amino acids)
Biological process (GO): hepatocyte growth factor receptor signaling pathway; positive regulation of protein phosphorylation; proteolysis
Molecular function (GO): serine-type endopeptidase activity; signaling receptor binding
Source: RefSeq, a predicted model, not a curated record